Messenger RNA from Pungitius pungitius (ninespine stickleback), 901 nucleotides. RefSeq names its product glyoxalase 1 (gene glo1). The transcript has 6 exons. The record is from RefSeq and is a predicted model, not a curated record. Lineage: Eukaryota; Metazoa; Chordata; Actinopteri; Perciformes; Gasterosteidae. Gene Ontology annotation, molecular function: metal ion binding; lactoylglutathione lyase activity. Bases 89 to 631 code for a protein of 180 amino acids.
AAAUCUGGUACCGGAAACCCUUAAAAGUUCCCUGUCAGUCCGCCCCGCCGAACUGCAGUCCAGCAUUCAUACGGUCCAGUUGGAGAAAAUGGGCGACAAGGGUCUGUCAGACGAGGCAGUGGCAUCGGCUUGUAAGGAUGGAGACCCGAUUACGAAGGAUUUCAUGAUGCAGCAGACGAUGCUGCGGGUUAAAGAUCCAGCCAAAUCCUUGGAGUUUUACACCAAGAUCCUCGGCAUGACGCUCCUGCAGAAGUUUGAUUUCCCCUCCAUGCGCUUCUCACUCUUCUUCUUGGGCUACGAGGACAAGAAGGAGAUUCCCACUGAUGUGAAGGAGAAGACGGCCUGGACCUUCUCUAGAAGAGCCACCAUUGAGCUGACUCAUAACUGGGGCUCUGAGGCCGAUGAGAGCCAGUCUUAUCACAACGGAAACUCCGAUCCACGUGGCUUUGGACACAUUGGAAUCGCAGUUCCUGAUGUCUACGCGGCCUGCAAACUGUUUGAAGAGCAAGGCGUCACCUUCGUCAAGAAGCCCGACGAUGGUAAGAUGAAGGGCUUGGCCUUCAUUCAGGACCCUGACGGUUACUGGAUCGAGAUCCUGAGUCCAAACAAUAUGGUGUCCAUUACCUCCUAAAAGCUUUGAUAACGUGCGACCUGCUGCAGCGAGCACAAUGUCUGCUUUUCGGGCGAAGAAUUUAGCAACAUGUGGCGCGGAGCUUGGGGGGGGGUGCACGCUCAGUGGGUGCGCACGGGCCGGACACUUGAUCAGCAAAUAGAGUUUAUUGCAAUGGACAGCAACUACUUUGUUCUCCCGUCAUCUGUCUGCAUCGGGCUCCAGAGAGUGAUGCUGAAAUGACAUGUGGUGUUUCUGUGUAAUAAAUGUGAAAUUCACUGUUCAAACUAA